AUGGAUGUGACAGGGACAGAUCCUCGAGCCCGAACGGGUCUUUUCCUUUGGCCAUGGGCAGCUACUGGGUACUCCAAUAUGAAUUCUUCAAACCCUAGUGGUACAAAUAUUCAGGCCACGCCACCGUUGGGUCUCUCAUCUCCAAGUACAGGGUCAUUUGAACAGGGUAUUCAAAUGCAACACCAGCAGCAAAAUCAGUCCCAACAACAGGACAGCUCAUUGGAAUCCUUCUACUCUCGUCUCCCCUAUUCAGCUGGUGGCGCAGUUCCAUCUUUACAGCAAAUGCAACAACACCAGAGGCAGCAGAGAGAAGCUGCAGUAGCUGCAGCUCAGGCAAUUUCCGAAAUGCAGGGUCAGCAGCAACAGGGUCUCCAACAGUCCAGUAGAAUGGGGCCGAUAUCAUCUCAGGCAUCACAAUCGCAGUCUCAAAUACCCACUCAACCCCCACCUCCCCCUCCUCCUCCUCCUCUACAAUUUGAUCAACGAUCUGCACAACUCAUGAAUGGAAGACAGGCUCAGGCAACAAUUAAUUCUGCGAGUUCUUCUCCCCUCAAUAAUGGUGCCUAUCACAAUCCCUCUCUCUCUCCCAACUCUCAAAAUCAACACCCACCUCAUCAACAGGCACAACAGCAACAGCAACAGCAACAGUUUCAAAGACACUACUCUUCAGCUGGGAGUCUUCAUAACGUCACUGGUGCGUCUCCGUUGGAUGGAAGGAUUUCUUCAAGUGCUUCACCAUCAGGUAGUUCAGCAGCACCUUCCUACUCACUGAAAAGAUCCUCGAAUGAUUUCAACUCUGCUACGGCUAUGGCAUUGGCUCUGCAAGCAGUAGCAAAGGGUGAUAGGCAAAUGCCUCCUCCCCCACCCUCCCUUUCAAUGCAUAAUUCAAGUACUUCGAAUCAACCCGUAGAUCACCUUCAAGGUGGAGAUAUGUUCUCUAUGAAUUCUACUAAUUACUUAUUCCAACCACCGAAUAUGUCGAAAGGGCCGGGUGGAAGCAGUGGGGGCGGUAUUCACAGUAGAAGUUCUUCAGAAGCUGCCGCUGCCCAGAUGGCAGCUGCAAUGGUUGCCAAUGAGAUGGGAAUGGAUCCUCGGUCGGCUGGAAGUGCUCAUCCGCUAAGUGGACUUCAUGCAGCGGGAGGAUUUCUGCCCGACUUUCUCACCUCCUCUUCUGCCUCUAUGGGAGAUACCAAAAUGGACCCUUCUGGUGGGGGAGUUGGACUUCGAGGACCUUUCGAUGGACCUCCGACAAUGUCCGGUGGACUUGGGAUGAUGGAGGGGCUCCCAGGGAUUUAUGGACAUGCCGCCAAGGGUUACAAAUGCAAGAUCUGUCAACAUUGUGCAGACGAAGAUCAGGUCUCUGAGAGAUACUGCUUUCUUACAACCUGUUACGCUCUCUCCAGUCUCUCCCGUUUAGUUUUCAGCCAAAAAAGGUGUCUAAUGUUUACUUUCUUCGAAUGCAGAUAA
This is a messenger RNA of Rodentolepis nana, 1467 nucleotides long. NCBI's taxonomy places the organism in Eukaryota, Metazoa, Platyhelminthes, Cestoda, Cyclophyllidea, Hymenolepididae. The record is from the annotation of a GenBank genome assembly.